ACAGACGUGAACAGACGCGCAGCGCACAGUCGAAAGCGGAAUCGAAACCGAAAUCGCGCGUUCAAGUGCGAAAGUGGAAGACAGUGAAGAGAAGAUAUAUACAUAGAUAUAGAAACACAGUAAAGAGUGCCGUACCGUGCCGGGCCGUGCUGUUGAAACGGAUUUCAUUCGGAAGAGAGAGAACCGAAGCAUGUCCAGUGCUCAAGUGUCGCAACAGCCGCCGCCGCAGACUACCACAGCGCUAUCGAUGCCGUCGCAGCUGAUCCUCAGCCACAUAGCCGCCGCCAGUCACAGCCACAGCCAUAGCCAGCACCAGCACCAUCAUCCGCAUCCUCAUACCCAUCCGCAUCCGCAUCCGCAGAGAUCGUCGCCCCACGACUACGAUCAGAGCAGCAACCAAUCGACACUCUCGCCCAGAUCCCGGGGCAGCCCCACUCCCAGUCCGGCGGCCGUUGGCGCCAGUCCCACACACUCCACAGCCACCACCGGAUCACCACAGAGCGCGAGCGCCUACGCCCCGGGACUGAGUCCAGGCGGAGCCGGAGGAGGAGGAGGAGGAGGAGGAGGAGGACAGGAACACGCGACGGACCAGAUCACCGCCGGAGGAGCAACGCCAGCUGGAAUGGCCCUACUAGUGGCGCCCAUACCCGUGGGCUGUCCGCCACAGCAGGGACCGGCGCCACCGCCCACACAUCCCCGACUGUACGUGGAGGGAUUCGCACCACAUCAUGCCCCGCAUCUGCAUCCCGCUGUGGUCAACGUGAACGGAGGAUAUCCCCUGUCACGCCUGCCCCUCGCCGCCGUCAUGAUGCCCGCCAAUGCCGCAGCGCCAGUGAAUGGAGCAGCCCCACCGCCCGUCUCCAACUCCUGCUCCCCGCAGCCCGCUAGCAACCACACGACCAGCACCACCGCAACGACAACGACGACACUCCUGCCGCCCGCCCAGAGCCAGCCCAAGAAGUCCUUCUGCAUCGACGCGCUGCUGGCCAAGAGCCAGCACCAGUCAGGGGAGCGGGAGCCCCAGCCCAUCAUCGUGGACGAUCGCCUGGCCGCCCUGCACUACGCCGCCCGGGACCAGGCGGAGCUCAACCACGCCUUCGUGGCCGCCUCCAAUGCGGCGGCAGCCCAGGCCGCAGCGGCCCAUGCGGCGGCAGCCGUCACCGGAAUCAGCGAUCACGAGGCCCUGCAGCGCAUACGCGACUCGCGGGAAUACGAUUCGCCCAGUCCCGACGGCAUGUCGAGAUCCGAGUCCCCGAGCUCCUCGCAUCGCUCCAGUCCGCCCAUCAGUCCCGGCUGCGAGGACCAGCAGCAACAUGGCCACGGCAUCCAUCCGCACUUGCACCAGCAUCCCCAUCACAUGUCCAUGCGAAUGUCAGAUCUCCACGACGAGUUCAAGAAGCCCGUGCCGCCGCACAGUCCCAUCAGACCCCAGGAUUUCCCUCUGUACGCGGGCGGACAUCCGUACCAGCUGCUGGCCCAAGGCGGAUCCGCCUUCCACCGGCCACUGGAUCCAUCCGGCAAGCCCAUACCGAUCCCCAUGGGUCACAACUUUAUGCCCUCGCAGCUGCAGUUUGAGUUCCUGGCCCGCGCCGGCAUGCUCCACCACCGCAUACCCGAACUGGCGGCGUAUCCGCAUCACGCGAUCCUGGGGAAGACGCGCAGGCCGCGCACGGCCUUCACCUCCCAGCAGCUGCUCGAGCUGGAGAAGCAGUUCAAGCAGAACAAGUAUCUCAGUCGACCGAAGCGCUUCGAGGUGGCCAGCGGCCUGAUGCUCUCCGAGACGCAGGUGAAGAUCUGGUUCCAGAACCGACGCAUGAAGUGGAAGCGCUCCAAGAAGGCCCAGCAGGAGGCCAAGGAGCGGGCCAAGGCCCAGCAGCAGCAGCAACAGCAGAAUCAGAGUCAGAAUCAGCCCCAGAGUGCGGCCAGUUAGGAGGAGG
Drosophila persimilis is the source of this 1937-nucleotide messenger RNA. It is a transcript of the gene exex, whose product is annotated as homeotic protein empty spiracles. Gene Ontology annotation, cellular component: nucleus. The transcript is spliced from 3 exons. Lineage: Eukaryota; Metazoa; Arthropoda; Insecta; Diptera; Drosophilidae. The record is from RefSeq and is a predicted model, not a curated record. Gene Ontology annotation, biological process: spinal cord motor neuron cell fate specification; regulation of DNA-templated transcription; neuron projection morphogenesis. Gene Ontology annotation, molecular function: DNA-binding transcription factor activity, RNA polymerase II-specific; sequence-specific double-stranded DNA binding. Bases 191 to 1930 code for a protein of 579 amino acids.